This is a messenger RNA of Rotaria socialis, 2592 nucleotides long. The record is from the annotation of a GenBank genome assembly. Lineage: Eukaryota; Metazoa; Rotifera; Eurotatoria; Philodinida; Philodinidae.
AUGAUAAAUGAUGAUCAACUUCAAAUUUGUCUUUAUCAUCCUCAUCCAAAUCAAUCUCAUCGAUAUACACGUCAAAUAAUUCGAAUAACUAAUAAAACAACAUGUCGAGAAGUUUUAACGCAUUAUGUACCUGAUCCAAAUACAGCUCGACUUGUCGAAACAUGCCUUGGAUUCGAAAGAGAGAUUCUACCGGGUGACUUUUUAUUCGAUGUAAUUACUCGCAAUCAAGCCAUAGAAGAAUUCAAGAUUGUUAUACGACGUUUACACGACAACAACAACCAUCAUCACGCUCAUCGACGACGAACAACGAUGCGCUCUCCAACGCUCAAUAAUAAUCAUUCAUCACCACACGAUACGAACGCCAAUCAACAACAACAAACUAAUGGAAAUGGAUUUGCUAUAAGUAGUUUAUCAAUGGAUCUAUCACUAUCUGAAUUACAAGAAAUGGCAGCAAGACAACAACAACAGAUUGAACACAAUCAACAGCUAUUACUUGCACGUGAACAACGUCUAAAAUAUCUUAAACAACAAGAAUUAAAACAACAGCAAACAUCACACGAUAGUUUACGUCUCAAACGUCUAAAAGAACAUGUUGAACAACAAGAAAUUAAACAUUUACGUUUAAAAACUCUUCAGAAUCAAAUAAAUCAACAGAGAAAUUCAAAUUCAACACUUGCAAAUGAAUUGGAAAUUUUAAAGCAAAUAUUUUUCGACAAAGAACACGAAUUAACAAUUGCAUUAAACAAAGUUGAUGAAUUAACAAAGCAACUUGAUCAAUUGAGAAAAAUAAAAAUUACAACGAAUAAAGAACAAUCACAAAAUAAGAAUGAAUUAGAUAAAUUAAAACAAGAAUUAAUGAUCCGAAAUAAAUUAAAUGAACAACAAAGUCGAAAGAUAGCUUAUCAACGUGAAGUUUAUGCAUCGAAACAAGCCGAAUUAAAUCAGUUAGAUCGUCGUAUAGAAGAACUUCAACAGCGGUUAAAAAAGAAACGUAUAUUAAUAUCGAAUCGUACGAAUAUGGCAACACCAUCGAUGACAACAUCUCCAACAACAACAACAACAGCAACAGCAGUUGUUGAACCUUUUACUUCAACAGCUGGCUAUCGUACUGCUUUUGAUACUGUGCAAGAUACUUUAAAUAACGUUAAAAUUGCCGAAAUCGAAAAGCGUAUGGUACAAUUAGCAAAUUCAUUUAAUGCUACAUCAUCAUCAUCUCCUACCAAUAUCAAUGAACAAAUUAGUAGUUCAAAUAGCCCAAAAAAGACUAAUGGCAUGUCAUCAUCAAAUUCACAAUCUAAAAUAGCAUUUGCAUCGAAAAGUGAAAUAGCAGCAACAUAUAUGGCUCGUACAUCAAAUCAAUCAAUAUCUCCUUCAUUAUUAAAUAGAAAAGCAACAGAUAUAAUCGAUAGUACAACUAAAACAGAACAACAAUUAUUACCACCCAAUCUUCGAUUAAAUGAUGACAUACUUUCUGUACAUUUUAAUAAUGUUACAUCAACAAUAAAAAAACGCCAUUCAUUAUCAGAUCCAGCAGAUUCCUUAAUAAAAUAUCUUUCAUCAAAUGUUUCAUCCAAUAAUAAUAACAAUAAUAAUAAUAUUCAGACUCAAGCAAUUCAAGUUCGUGAUGAUUCAUCAAAUCAAUUAUUAACUGAUACGAAAAUUUCACCUGUACCAACAGUAGUUGCCUAUGAAAAUCUUAUUGAUAUUCAAACAAAUCUUAACAAUAAAUUAGAUGAAGAACAACAAUUAGAUCCUGACGAACAUCAAAUAAUGAUUGAAUCCAUGAUGUCUGAUACAGAAUCUGAAGGUGAGCAUUCCGAUGGUAUCGAAUCUGCUAUAUCAUCACCAAGAACAAUUACAACAACAGCUACGACAUCUUCUAUCAAUCUUAAAUCAUUACUAAAAACUUCAACAACACCAAAAAAUUUAACAAGACGUGUUAUGUUCGAUCCAUUGGCACUUCUUCUUGAUGCUGCUGUUGUUGGAGAACUUGAUCUUGUUAUUAAAGCUGCUAAACAGGUUGAAAAUCCAAGUCAACCGAAUGAUGAAGGUUUAACAGCAUUACAUAAUGCUGUUUGUGCAUCAAAUUUUGAGUGUGUCAAGUUUUUAGUUGAAUUUGGUUGUGAUAUUAAUUUUGCUGAUAAUGAUGGAUGGACACCAUUGCAUUGCGCUGCAUCUUGUAAUAAUACACCUAUGGUUCAAUUUUUAGUUGAACAUGGUGCUUGUAUUUAUGCAACAACUAUUCGAGAUAAUGAAACAGCUGCUGAAAAAUGUGAAGAAGAAGAAGAGAAUUAUGCCACUUGUUCACAAUAUCUUUUAUUUGUACAAAAUGAUUUGGGUGUAAUAAAUAAUGGUUUAGUUUAUGGUUUAUAUGAUUUUGAACCCAGUAAUUCAUCGGAUGAUGCCAAAUAUAACGAACUUACAUUCAAAGAUGGUGAUCAAUUGAGGAUAUUAAGACGUGGCGAUGAAAAUGAGAGUGAAUGGUGGUGGACCAGACAUGAAACUAAUCAACAAGAAGGAUAUGUGCCACGAAAUUAUCUUGGACUUUAUCCAAGAGUGCGACCAGGUUCAAUGGCUUCUACUAGCUGUUAG